UCAUUCCCUGGCGCUACCCGUUUCAUGUACUAAACAUGUCAAAUGUUAUUAUCUUGAUCUUAGUGUAUCUUCUCCAAAACGCGCACGGAAAAUGCCUCAACUCUAAUUCCGACAUUUACCAAGCUAUGAUAUCUACAACCGUCGAACCUUCUCUUGAAAACAUCACAUGGAAAGACAACUACUACAACAUUUCGACAGCCUUGUUCCCACUGCCAUCCCAUUGGUCCGAACGGUCCCAUGCUCUCUACAUAAGGGUUUGGGUUCAUUUUUUGAAUGCGUCCAAUACAGGCAUUGACUUUUCGAAAACUUUGAAAUUCACGUGGAGUGAAUCGUGUAUUUACGUCGUGAUUGAACCGGUUGCUACGACCAUUCUGUCACAUGGGACAAUCGUACUUCAACGAGCGACCGCUUCGCUUCAUAUAACGCUACCUCCAUUUUGCAGCAAAGUUAACGAAGACGCUGUCAAAGAAAGAAUGCUGAGUUUUAUAACCAAGCGUGAUGAUAGCGAUGAUACCAUGAUAGACAGCAUCGGGAAUCUUGGUGGAUUUCUCCAGUUCAGUGUGGUUGGUAACAUGCGGUUACACGGUAACAGAUGGACCAAUUGUGAUAUGCACCUCACGCGUUUGUAGCAUUGUAGGAUAACAAAAAUCUAUGGGGAUAUGUAUAAUACGAGUUAUGAUGGUAAUUCUAGUGACUAAAGCGUUUGAUAAUAUUGACCUGUAAACGAGGUUUUUUCAGCUAUCGCGCUGGUAUUAUCUUUGUACGCGAUUGCAAGGGUCGGUGGGACUAUCUUACGCGCGAGUGGUAUUUCUAUCCUUUAAUCACACAGAUCCGCGAUAUAAGCAUCUUAUGCGCUAAUAACUCUACUGCCUACCCGUUGACCACAUGGAUCCGCGAUAUGAGCAUCUUAUGC
This is a messenger RNA of Nematostella vectensis (starlet sea anemone), 913 nucleotides long. RefSeq lists its product as uncharacterized. The record is from RefSeq and is a predicted model, not a curated record. The coding region runs from base 36 to 629 and encodes 197 amino acids. Lineage: Eukaryota; Metazoa; Cnidaria; Anthozoa; Actiniaria; Edwardsiidae. The transcript has 2 exons.